AUGCCUCUUGCAAUACUUCAGAAUAAAUUAGAAAAUAGUAAUAAAAGAUUUAGUGAUAAUCUUAAUGGUACUCAGAUUCCCAAGGCCCUACAAGGUGUACAUAUAUCCAUUCCACAUUCCUCUUCUAAUUGUCGUAUUUGUUGUCUUGCCAUAUUUGCUGUUCCUGUGGUGCUUGUUAUCUUGUGGUUUUUACCUGUUGUCAUCUUGCAUCAUGCGCACACAUAUGCGAUUCUC
Dentiscutata erythropus is the source of this 234-nucleotide messenger RNA. The record is from the annotation of a GenBank genome assembly. NCBI's taxonomy places the organism in Eukaryota, Fungi, Glomeromycota, Glomeromycetes, Diversisporales, Gigasporaceae.